AUGUCUGGUUCAUCCGAACAAACUUGUUUAGAUACGCUGUUCAGACCACAAUGGUCAUGUCUAUGCAAUGGGGCUCCGGUGUCUGUGGUCAUUGACAAUCUCAUUUGGGCGCAGAACUCUGGUGUGGGAAAGGUGGUACCCGGGGAGCAGGUGGUAAGAUUGGUAGGACUUAUCCCCCCUGAGGUCACUAGCGCAUCCAAAGUCACCGUUUUGUCUGCGUCCUUCUUGUCUGCUGGCCCGGUGGUUGACUUGGUUCUGGACGACACCAGUUUGGUUUUGGCUCACCGAUCUCUGUCUGCUGACCAUGUCUUCAACCUUGUUGAGUUGUGCUCAGGUGUUGGGAUUUCGUCCAUUGGAUUUUCCCGUGCCGGUUUUCGACACAGGUGCUCCGUUGAACGACAGCCAAAGCUCGCUGAACUUCACAGCCAACUGCACCCUGGGGUUCCAAUCGUAUGUGCAGACGUCACCCAUGACACAACUGCCAGCCUGGUUUUUGCACAUUGCCCUGACCCUUGCACCAUCAUGUCCGGCAUAGCAUGUCAACCGUUCUCAAGAGGUGGCUCACAGCGAGGACAACAGGACAGCAGAUCUUCAUCACUUCCUGGCACUCUUCGUAUGAUGUACCUGCUUCAGUCUCCCGCGUUGAUCAUCGAAUGUGUAGUGCCAGCCAGAGACAACAUGUACGUCCGUAGCCAUUUGCAGGCCUUGGUGGAUCAGCUUGGAUACCAUGUUGUUGAAUGUUCGCUGCGCCUUGAAAAUGUUUGGUCAGCUUGCCGAUAUCGCUGGUGGGUCAUUGCCACACACCCUUGCAUCGGACCUGUGAAGAUCCCAGCCUUUCCCACAGGCUCCUCGCUAGUGGUCAGAGACCUUAUGCCGUAUGUGCAUCGAUGGCCUUCGAGCGACGAAACUCAACUUCUGUUGCAAGGACCGGAACUUGAACGUUUCCAAUUGGGUGGGCAAUCACUCAGGCAACAUCAGGUCAGGCCCGACAUCAAGCUUCCGACAGCACUUCACUCAUGGGGCAACCAGACACAGCCAUGUGAGUGUGAAUGCAGGCCGACUGGUUUCAGUGAUGAACUUCUGACCACCAAAGGCAUCUAUGCACAACUUUUGCAGCUUCCAGCCAUUGACGGACAGGCAGGUGCUUGGAGACAUUUGCACGUGCUGGAAGUUUCUUUGCUGAAUGGGGUCCCUUUGAACCUCCCUUGGGGAAGCAACCAACGGCUCAAUCUGUGUGCGAUAGGACAGAUGGCAUGCCCAAUGCACUCAAUUUGGCUGGCAGCAUCACUGGCACGUCACAUGCACAUGUUGUUCACUGAUGCCACCCCUGCAGAUCCCAAUGAACUGCUCCAGGCUUUGAAACAUGAAGUCAUGACCCAAGGACGUGAGCUCUUCCCGAAUGUCCCACGCCAGCCCAUUGCCCCUGACAGAUGUGCCAUCACCAUCCAGGAGCCAGGACUCAGUGCAUGGACUUUGGUGUUCCCCCCAACUGCGGUUGUCAAGGACUUGAUCUUGGCACAUGGACGCCUUCAUGCAAUCCCCCUGGAUGAAAUUUGGGUCAAAGAUGAUGAGAAUAACCUCACUACUCAUGAAGCCAAGCUGUCCCUGUUUCCCCGUCUCACCAUUGGCAAGUAUGAGGACUUGUACCCCAAUGACCCGUCGUUUGGAGGUGAUGAGAUGCCGCAGGAUGCUCCAGAUCUGAAUGCUGUCACGCAGAUGGACUUGUCCUCGGAACAAGAUAUGUUUGAGAACCGUCCUGAGACCAUCGACUCCCGCGGCUCAGACUCCGGCCUUUUGGUUCCGUCUUCUGCGUGCCCUUUUGACUCCACUGUCAAUGGAUUGUUGGAUUUGCGUGCCCCUCAACUGUUGGCGAUGCUACCUCCGUUGGUACCGGAUGUUGAACUCUGCAGCUCCAUGCGUCGUCCCACGGUCCCUGUUGGCACGAGAAUCUCCCUGUUAGACAAUCAGGCACAUGCAUGGGCUGAUGAUGAAGUUUGGUGGCAUUUGAGUGCCAUUGCCAUCCAGAAACCCAAAGAAACUGCCAUCCUGGAUCCUUUGAUUGCACACACAUGGCUCACCGCAGGCACACCUGCUGCAGUACAGUAUUGGGCCUCCAUGCAGCCAAGAUUCAGUCGCAUUGCAUCCGUUGUUCUGCUUGAUGGCCAUUGGACUCCCUGCAUGUGGAUUGUGAGGCCGACGGUUUUGGAAGUCAUCAUAUGGGAACAUGACGAUGUGGACAUCAAUGGCCUGAAUUGCCUCCAUGGACUUUUGAGCUCAGUUUUGGGGUUGCCACAUUUUCAUGUGUCCUGCACUCGCCGUCAGUUCGGAGAUCAAAACUGUGGUGCAGCCGCCAUUGCCUUUCUGCAGCAUCGCUUGACCGGUUCCAACCUGCCAGAAACAGCCGCUCAGUUGCAAAAUGCAGCAGAUGAACUCCGUGAGGCUUUUCGACAGUCAUUGGAAGGCUUCAACCAAGUGCCGAGACCGUGGUGCUGGGGUGCAGGAGUGACAGAUGCCACAACCGUGCUUAGCGCGCUUUUGCAACAACAUGGAGUUCCAAGCCAAGCAGCCCCGACCAGAGCCAAAUUGGUGUUGCAAAGCCUCGGCCAAGAUGCAGUGAGGAAUGCGUUGCAAGGAGUUGCACCCUGGAGGACUCUGAAAUCAUUGGCAAACCAGCAGAAGCCAGUACUGCAACUUGUCAUGCCAGACGAAUUGAACGCAGUCAUGCAGGAACGCAAGACGAAGAAGGCCACCCCCAAAGCCUCUGGUCAUUUGGUCCAACUUGGUGUACAGCCAAUUGUCCCUGUCUUCACGCAUGGUGGUCCCACAGUCCAAGAUGUCCCUGUCGCAUGUGCCCGCAUCACAGUGUUUGCCGACCAGUGGCCCCAAGACUGGUCCAGUCUGGCAGAUCAUCCGUUCAAGCAGGUUUUGCAGACCCUUCCGCCAUUGCAGACGUGCAGAGAUGACAGCUGUCAAUGCGGCAAAUGGCACCCGACAGGUUCUGACUCAGCCCAAGAUGCCUUGCUUGAUGUGUUUCGCCGGCAGUUUUUCACGGACUCAGGUCGACCAACCAAACAUGCGCAGGCAAGCCAUUUCAGCGUCCAGGUCAGAUACCUUAAGUCCCAGGAACUGGCACUUUUGCAGCUGUCCGGACUACAUGGAGUGUAUCUUGAGCCCAGGUUGCCAGAUGCUUCCGCCCCGACAGAUGAGUACCAGGUCGUAUGGCUCCCACAGGCCGACUUUGCCACCGCCCAGCACCAGUCCAAAUGCGAGCCGAUGAGCCUUGGCCUUGCAAGAUCCGGCCGGCGAUAUGGACUUCGAGUCACUGCCAAGAACUUUCAGCAAGUGUUCCAGAAGCUGAAGCCGGAAGGACAGUUUUUGUCUCCAGGUACGAGGCUUACUUGGCAAUGCGGCCCAUUCCCAUAUGGCAGCGACCGUAAGUCCAUCGGCCGUGUCUUUGCUGAGCGGGCUUGGCAGGCGAGACCUCUCCAACCUGCCCGACCAAUUUCCGGUGGCGUGAUGUGGCUUGUUCAAUCGGUGACAGAUCCUCCACAGCUGGUGUACAACAUGCAACAUGGCCAGGUGAUGAUCUCACGUUGCGACUCCGUCCGGGAAGGCAUGGCAGAGCAUGGCACGGUGAUUGGUCCGCAGAGCACCAUCGAACUGUGCUCAUCCACCAGUGCCCAGGACCCGUGGAUAGUCCACGAUCCAUGGCAACAGGCCUUGACAAAAAUGCCUGCCCCACCUGCGCCUACCAUGACCCCACAGCUCCAGGAGCUGGAGGAGCGCCUGGAACGCAGCAUCAUGGAGAAGCUUCCCAUGGAUCGCAUGGAAACAGACGACACUGAAGAUCGCCUGCAGACGUUGGAGAAGCAGAUGCAGCACCUUGCGUCACGCCACCAGGCGUUGGAGGGGACAGUGGCCGAAAACCAUCGCCAGCACUCUGCACAGGUUCAGACCUUGCAAGCCCAGAUGAUGUCCCAAAUGGAGGUGCAACGUACCCACAUGUCCAACAUGUUCGAGGACCAAAUGAACAAGCUUGAGACCAUACUUGCAAAGAAAGGUUCCCCCUUGCCUGCUCGGAUCAACACCAAUGAUGCUGGCCAAUACUCUGGAGUUGCGACCAUAGCUCGAGUUCCUGCCCGCGCACUUUGCGCUUGCUGGCCCCAAGACCUUUUUGAAACCGGCCGAGUUCAAAUCACUGGCACGUUCAUCAAUCAAACCUGGAUCACAGGCGCAGUCAUGUAUGGCUACCCACAAGGCAAAGUCCACCACAAUGCUUUGGCCCGUUCCUCCGAGAUGUUGGAAUUUUUGAUCAGCCAUAUGACUCAGGUUGCCUCUGGACCAAGGUAUCUGUGCGGUGACCUCAACCAUGAAAUGGACCAACUCCCAGCUCUCCAGCGCCUGGUCCAGCUAGGCUGGCGUGAAGCCCAAGACCUUGAAUGCCUGCGUACUGGAACCCAACCUCAACCGACGUGCAAGGGAUGUACUCGCAAGGACAUGCUGUGGAUUUCGCCAGAGUUGGUGCCGUUCUUUCGGUGUGCCUUCGUUGACCAUGAUCGUUUUGCAGAUCACUCCGUGUUGCGAGCAUUCUUUGCCUUGGAUGGUGCGCUUUCCAAACGAUACCUGUGGCCGAAGCCCAAGCCGGUGCCGUGGAACGUUGUCCCGCCACUUGACCAGCCAGUGGAUUUUGCUGAAGGCUCCCCCACGGAAGUGUACAAGCAGCUCUGGCAAGCCAAAGAGGCAUUGGCCAAAGACCACUUGGGUGAACAAUGGCAAUACCAAAUGCAGGGCCGAGGCCAAAGAACUGAGCCCUUAGUGCGCAGAGGCUGGGCAGCACCGCCUCGCAAAGGCCGCUCCAGUGACUUCCAACCUGCGUUCCAUGGUUACAACGUUCAGCACAGCCGAUGGCUACGUCAACUGCGGAGACUGCACAAUUACCAUCGCUGGGCCAUGCAUCACUAUGGCACUGCUGUUGCCAACCAACAACUUCAUGGCACUAUGCUUUGGGCCAGUGUCCUGAAGGCAACUGGAUUUGGUCCCUCUUUCCAGGCAUGGUGGAUUUCCCGGCAAUGCAUUGGACUUCAAGACCCUGCGUCCGUGCCGACCCUUCCACCUGAUGCAAACCAUGCGUGCCAAUUGUGUGAAGCCUUUCAAGGUGAGCUGCGAGCCUUUGAACGUACGUUGAACGCCGCCAAGAAAGCAGCCAAAGUUUGUGCCCACAAACGAAAUCAAAACUUGAUCUACAAGGACACCAAAAGGCCUACCCCAGAACCUGUGACCAGCCUCUUGGUCACCAAAAAGGCCCAGGUUGCUGAAAUCAGACCGGAGGACAGUGCGGUACUCCUUGACCAGCCAGUCUUGUUUGAUGCCCAAGAUCCGGUGGUGGUAGGGAAUAUGCCAACCACCAUCAUUCAUGCCACCGCCGACACAUUGUACCUGUCUGACAUUGCCGAUGCGCAAGUGGGUCAUCAAGUCACUCACACCCAGCCAGUUGGUGCACUUGAUGAAGUUUUUGCCGUAUUCCAUACCCAGUGGAAGCUUCGGUGGUGCAAACACGAUGACAUCCCCCACAGCCACUGGGAUCAGCUGGUUAGGUUUGCCCGACACCACCUUCCCAGACAUGACCUUGUGCCAGUAAACAUCACACCAGACUUGCUGCGUGCCGAAGUUGCCUCCAAGAAGUCCCAGGCUGCUACCGGCUUAGAUGGCGUCAGCAGAGCAGAUAUCCUCCACCUGGACCGCAACAGCCUGACCAGUUUGUGCCAGCUAUACCACCGAGCUUGUAGUGAUGGAAGUUGGCCUUUGCAGACAGUCACCGGCAGUGUGGCGUCACUGGCAAAAAGAGAAGGUGCAGCCAGCACCCAAGACUACAGAUGCAUGCUGGAUCAGGCCAACCAGUGGUGCCAUCCAGAUAUAUAUGGAAACAGAAAGGGUCAUCAGACCAGCCAGCUGUGGCGUGUUUUGGUCUCAAGCAUUCAGCAGGCCUAUGACCAGAAUCAGUGCUUGAGCGGCUUGACAGCUGACAUAGAGAAAUGUUUCAAUUGCCUCCCGCGGUAUCCCAUCAUCGCCGCAGCCCUGCAAGUCGGCACACCGUUGUCUACCAUGACAGCCUGGUGUGGGGCCUUGGCCGCCAUGACACGUAGGUUCAAGGUGCGUGACUCAUACAGCACUGGCUUCACCACCAGCACCGGACUUGCAGAAGGCUGUGCCCUCAGCUGCUAUGGCAUGUUGAUCAUGGAUGACAUCAUGCACCGCUACAUAGCAGCGCAAUACCCAUUGCUGAGGGUGCUAAGCUUUGUGGACAAUUGGGAUUUCAUCACCUGGAAUGCCCAAGCCGCUACACAGCAGUUGGAUGCACUUCUUGAAUUUGCCAGCCUGGCCGACCUGACAGUUGACCGCCAGAAAACGUACGCCUGGUCCACCUCAGCCGAGGUCAGAGCCAACCUGAGGUCGCUUGGAAUCCCGGUCAAACAUGCGGCCAAAGACCUGGGCGCUCACGUGGCAUUCUCACGCCAGCACACCAACAGCACGGUUACCAGUCGCCUUGAUGCUCUGACACCUUUCUGGACUCAGCUUCGCCAAAGCCGUGCCAGCUACCGGUCCAAGUUGCGGGCGCUGCGAACUGUGGCAUGGCCACGAGGCCUUUUUGCUGUUGAGAGUGCCCCGAUCAGUGACAACACCUGGUUAUGCCAAAGACGCCAUGCAAAUAAGGCUCUCAGUAUGGACAAACCUGGUGUCAAUCCCAUGUUGUUGCUUGGCCUUGUUGAAGCCUAUGUGGAUCCUGAGUUUGUUGCCCUGAUCCGCACGGUAGGAGAGACCCGUCUUAACUGCCCCCUGGACUUUUGGGCUUCUGAUCUUUUUCCACUUGCAGCCGGCAUCACCAACAGUCCACCAUCUUCUCCGGCGGCUGUUUUGCUUGGACGCAUCCAGAAAGUUGGCAUUGCCAUCAAACCCACAGGGCACUGGGAAGAUCGAAUUGGCCUUUUCCAUCCAGCUCAUGUCAACUUUGCUGAACUAUGCCACAGGCUGCAAUGGCAAUGGCACCAGUAUGUCUGUGCGGCAGUCUCUCACCGCAAAGAUUUUCAUGGUCUUGACAUGGUUGACACCACCACCACACGUCAAGCCAUCAAUCGCCUGGCUGUUGAUGAUCAAUCAAUGCUCCGCCUUAGCCUGGCCGGGGGCCUUUUCACCCAAGAUGCCCACGUGCACUGGAAUGAAGGUACAGGCUCCUGCAAGUGGUGUGGUCAGCUGGACUCCCUGCGCCACCGAUACUUCGAAUGCCCCAACACCUUGGACUUACGCACCAGCUUGGCUCCUGAUGUGCUCCCUCUUUUGGAUUUGCUCCCGGAAGCCAUGGUCUUGCGCAGCUGGGCUAUUUACCCGCCCACUCACCUUGCGUGGCUCCGUUUGUUGGACUCUGUGCCCUGUGCGGUCCCGUCCCUGGCGUGUGCGUUCAAACCUGGUGUCCUCAAUCACGUUUUCACUGACGGUUCUUGUCUGUGGCAAGCGGACCCUGCCUUCCGUGUUGCGUCGUGGGCUGCCAUCCUUGCUGAUCCGUGUUCCCCUGUGUGGAAUUUCAGUUGUGGUGGCGUUCUGGGUGCGGGCCAUGUCCCUGGACUUUGCCAAACCUCCUACCGUGGUGAGUUGUUUGCGUUGGCCGUCAUCCUCCACCAUGCAGUUGUGAAGAUCCCAGCCCAUCGGAAGUUGCACCAGGCGAAGAGCCGCACUGAGGUUUGGCAAUUCUGGCAUAACAACGUUGUGGAUGGAGUGGCCAAGCACGCCAACCUUGACAGGUCGCCGCAGUUUUGGGAUCAAUGGAAGCUCCACGUGGACCAGACGAUGGCGGCCAGAGUUUUGCACGAACAGGUAUGCGCCCUGCACAUUGCAGUUGCCCGCCGCAGUGUACAAACAGAGGCACAGGUGACGCUGGAUGAGGUGCCUAUUGCGCAACCUCGACAGUUGCGCAUUUUCCCUGUGGAGUUCAACACUGCUGCGUGGAGAGGCGACAUCCCUUUGAAGUUUGCAACUGCAUACGGAGCCGGCUUGGCGCGUCGGAUUUGCAGAUGGUGGCAGGCUCGGACAACCAGUGAUGAUGCUGGUGAGACCCGCUGGAUCAGCUUCGCGCAUUUGUACGUUGAUUACCAACUUACAUUUGGUUGCCCAGGACCGGUGAAGCAUGGAGCUCAGUGGUUGGACGCGCAGACCAGGCCCUAUUUGGACCCGGAGCGGCAUCCGUUUUUGGUGCGCCUCAAAUGGUUCAGGCGUUGCUUGAAAAUGUUUUGGAAGCUUACUGGCCAAACUGUUGGAAUGAACGCUUGCAAAGUGGAAGGGGAUUCCAUACAAAGUUUCGUCAACGCAGCCUCCAUUCGGUGGUGCUAUUUUAGCUGGAGUGGAGCAGAGCAUUGGAUAGCAACUGCCUGCAAAGGGCCUUGCUGCAGAGGAACGAGAGCCUUGGAGGCCUUACCUCUGGCCCGGCGGCAGGCCAAAUUUGCGCUGUUGGAUGAAGCGCUGUUUCACGGCACUGACUCCUAUAGCUCAGGCCGCAAAGACCGCAACGCCAUCCACAGGUGCCACCCUUGGGCGAAAGGCGGCUUCGGCUUCGGCUUCGACGGCUUCGACCGCUGCGCGCAACGCGCAAAGCAGCGACGGGCACGAGAGGAUGUGUCGGAGUAUGUGGCGGAACUGCGGCGAAAGGGUGGGCUACAGAGCCCUCAGGUGAAGCCGGUGGGUCGACUUGGAGAGCCAGUCACCAUCCCCCUACCAAAGAACAUUGCGGCGUCAGAUUUUCGCUAUACUGCCAAAUGUCCGAUCUUUGUUUCAGCUGGCGAGAAAUUUCGGAUUCCUGCCACAGAAGCUUUCAGAGAGCAGGUGGACAUGGAGGACUUCACCUCGCUGCUGAGUCAAUUGGGCAAGAGGGGCCAAUGGAGGCCGGAAGGGACCGAGUCGAUCGAGGAUCCCGAAGAUCGAGGGCGUAUCUCAGGGAUUCCCAGGAUGAAGGGACAUGGAUAA
This is a messenger RNA of Cladocopium goreaui, 9009 nucleotides long. Lineage: Eukaryota; Dinophyceae; Suessiales; Symbiodiniaceae. The record is from the annotation of a GenBank genome assembly.